AUGCCACGCUACCGUACAUCUGACGACAUUAUCGUCUCGAGACUUGAUGAUGGUAAAGAGACAAGAAUCCAGCUGGAAGACAUGAAUUUGUUCGCCUACGGGGCAUUCAGCAAUGUGUACAAAGGUGUUGCUCGAACCGAAUCCAUGCAUCGUGCCGACGUCGUCAUCAAAAAGACGUGGCCGCGACAUAGAGGUUCAUCGACGGAAGUGCGAAUUCUGGCGAAAUUGAAUCGUCUCAAACACAAAAAUAUUGUCAAACUGUUAUACAGUUACCAAAAGGAGCACGAAAUUAAAUUGAUUGCUUGGCAGUUGUUCAGAGGCCAAUAUCAUUUGCAAAGGAUGGACAUUUGUCAUCGUGACAUCAAGCCGCAAAACUUGUUGUUCAACGAUGAGACAGGCCUUCUCAAAAUUUCCGAUUUUGGCUCGUCAGCUUUAGAAGCGCGAAAAGAUCCGCAGCCGAGCUAUCACGUCACACGAUAUUAUAGACCGCCCGAAUUGUUGUUUGGGGCAAAGAUUUAUGGAUGCGAAAUUGACAUUUGGUCGUGUGCGUGUGUAUUCGGUGAACUCCUCAAAGGAUCCGUUUUUCUCGCCGGAAAAAAUGCAACAAAUCAAGCUGAGCUGGUUCUCGAUCUACUUGGCUUACCUUCAAAUGAAGAUCUUCGAAAUAUGCGCGUCAACGAAUCAAAGUAUAGGGAUAUUGUCUCAAAACAUGAACCUGACUCGAAUGGGCCAUUCCCUAAUUUUUCGUUUAUGACUAAUCCAAACCCUAAUAUCCGAGAUCGUCGAUAUUAUGUAUUCAAUAGUAUGAUUACCAAAUCGGAAAUGACCGAAUCGGUUGACAUUCUGCAACAGAUUAUGGUCUACAAUCCAUUCAAACGACUUUGCGGACACGAGUUGCUUAUGAAUUCAUAUUUUAAGCAAAUCUUCAAAGAAGACGUUGUCCGUAUGAAUGGCAAGAAAAUUGGAUGCCUCACAAUGGCGGAUUGGAAUGCUGUGCGUAGUGGAGACAAGACGAUUACCGGAGAAUCGACUGACGAAUAA
This is a messenger RNA of Caenorhabditis bovis, 1041 nucleotides long. Lineage: Eukaryota; Metazoa; Nematoda; Chromadorea; Rhabditida; Rhabditidae. The record is from the annotation of a GenBank genome assembly.